AAAAAAAAAAAAAAAAAAAAAAAGAAUUGCUCAAUUGAAUAUAGUUAACUCUUUAUUUUAUUUUUUUAUUUCUAUAGGCAGCAUUCAUAACAUCAAUUGAAAAGGGAAAUGUUGACUUUAAAAUUGAAGGCCAAAAGUUAUAUGAACAAGCAAAAAAACAACUCGAAAUUAUCGAAGAAAAUUACAUUAAUAAUACUCAAAAAUUAGAAAAAGAUUCGAAAAUAAGUUUUACAGAUCGUUUGUUUCAAAAGUUAAUCAAUUACUGGAAAUCAAGUUCGAUAUCCUCCUCUAUAAUACCCUCAAAUGACAAAAAAGAAUUAGACAUUUCAAGAAAAAAUGAUUUUCAUAAUGUCAUUUUAAUGCUGGAAAAAUCAGCCAGAGAAUAUGGAAAUAAUGACGCAUUAUUAUUAUUAGCUGAGAUAAAUUUUUUCUCAAAAUAUUCAUUUCCAAGAAAUUAUAAAAAAGCCUUUGAUUAUUACAAUGAAUUAGCCUCGAAAGGGAAUGCAACUGCACAGCAGAUGAUAGGCUUUAUUUAUUCUACAGGCAUUGGCAAUGUGGUAGAGCGAGAUCAAGCUAAAGCAUUAUUAUAUCAUACAUUUGCUGCUCAUGGUGGCGAUACAAUGGCUGAAAUGACAAUGGGCUAUAGAUAUCUAUUAGGCAUUGGUACAGAAGAGUCUUGUGAAGACGCUUUAUAUCAUUAUAAAAACGCUGCUAAUAAAGUAAUCAGUUACUAUCUCUCUGGGCCUCCUGGAGGACAUUCGCUUCCUCUAGCUAAAGUUCGAUUAUCUGAGGAAAAUGGAGGUGUAUAUGGUUAUGGUGCAAGUGCAGCAACAGAGAAAAGAUUUAAACAUACAAGUGGUUCAGAGAAAACUGUCAGUAUUGAUGAAAUUUUACAAUAUUGGCGCUACUUGGCUUCAAAACAAGAUAUUGAAGCACAGCUUAUGUUGGGCCAAGUUUAUUACCUUGGUACUCGUAAUGUACCUCGUAAUUUUAAUGAAGCGUAUGCAUUCUUCCACCAAAUUGUAGAUAAAGUGACAUCGAGUGGUAAAGUGCAUGCAAAGCACAGUAAGGUCAUUGGACAGGCCGCUGGUUAUUUAGGAUUAAUGCAUUGGCGUGGUGAAGGUGUGAAAGUGAAUGAGAGAUUGGCACAUAAAUGGUUUAAACUUGGCGCAGAUUUGGGGGAUCCUACAUCGCAAAAUAAUCUAGGUAUGAUGUAUUUGGACGGUAUUGUGGUAGACAAAAACCGAGAUAAAGCAAUAGAGUAUUUUAAAAAGGCAGUAGAUCAAGACAAUGCACAUGCUCAAGUUAAUUUGGCUAUAGAAUAUAUUCAAAAUGAAGCUACCAUGUCUCUCGCCAUUCGUUUAUUCACGAAGGCGGCUGAUGCUAAACAUUUGUUAGCCUAUUGGUAUCUUGCUCAUAUGAAUGAACAAAAUAUGACCCCUAGGUCAUCUUGUCGUGUAGCUGUUUCAUAUUAUAAAGUAAUUACAGAAAGAGGUGAUUGGUUAAAUCCAACUGUUGAGGAAGCAUAUAAAGCUUAUAAAAAUAACGAUAUGGAGAACGCACUUCUCAAAUAUAUGCUAGCAGCUGAAAGAGGAUAUGAAGUAGCACAGUCAAAUGUUGCAUAUAUUUUGGAUAAUGAUAAAAGAAUGUUAUAUCAUUUACCUUUAAUUGGAUCAUUAAAUGAUCAUGAUGAGCAACAAUCAACUGAGAUCAUUAAAGGGCUGAAUAAAGAGGAGUCUGCAUUUAUCUACUGGACACGUUCAGCUAAUCAAAAUAAUGUUGAUUCUCGAGUAAAAAUGGGUGAUUAUUAUUACAAGGGAAUUGGCACAUCAGUGGAUUUUGAGAAAGCUGUUUCUUGUUAUCGUUUCGCUGCUGAAAUGCAAGGGUCACCAUUAGCAUUUUGGAACUUGGGAUGGAUGUAUGAAAAUGGUAUUGGUGUAGCUAAAGAUUUCCAUCUUGCUAAACGAGCCUAUGACCAGGCACUUAAUAUUGAUCAAGAUGCCUAUUUACCUGUCAAACUGUCAUUAAUCAAAAUGUACAUUAAAUAUUAUUGGGAAUGGUUAACAGGACAAGAAGUCGGAACUGCAUUUGCAUCUAAUGACGACAAUAAAGAAAAUCGGGCAUCAAAGCUAGCAAGUGGUUACAACAGCCAUAAACAACAAAAGAAUAUCAAUGAUGAAAGUGAAAAGCAGUAUGACAUUGGUGAAGAAAUGGAGCGACAAUAUAAAAUGAAAAAACAAAAGGAAAAGGAGGAACAAGAAAAACUAAACCAAGAAGAUUCUUAUGAUGACAGCCCAUAUCGUUUGGAUGGCGUCUCUGAAGAAGAUGAAUUGUUCGAGAGUUUACUAAUUUUAUCUCUAUGUCUACUAGUUGGUUACCUUAUUUAUGUAAGACAGUUCCGCUUCGGUGGUGAGAAUAACAAUAAUAAUAAUCAAAGAAAUAAUGGCUUUAUGGCUGACAAUCCCCCUCAGUAACAAUAACAUUCGACAUUUUUUUUUAUGUAGUUAAUUAUACAUAUAAUAACAUUAUUAAUAAAAAUAAUAAUAUAAAAGAAUACUUUACAUUA
This is a messenger RNA of Cokeromyces recurvatus, 2566 nucleotides long. RefSeq lists its product as uncharacterized. Gene Ontology annotation, cellular component: endoplasmic reticulum membrane. Bases 360 to 2474 code for a protein of 704 amino acids. Gene Ontology annotation, molecular function: protein binding. Gene Ontology annotation, biological process: ERAD pathway. The transcript has 4 exons. The record is from RefSeq and is a predicted model, not a curated record. NCBI's taxonomy places the organism in Eukaryota, Fungi, Mucoromycota, Mucoromycetes, Mucorales, Mucoraceae.